AAGAUAAAACUUCUAAUUAAUAUAUAUAUAUUAAUUUAUGGUUGUUUAGCAUUAAUUAUUAAUAUUAAUGUAAUAUUCAUGACCUGAUUUUCAAUUGAAGUUUCCAGUCGUUAAUGUGAUUUAUAUUUUCUUUUCUUUUUUGUCAAACCAGGAUUCUACAUGACUACCAUAGAAUUACUUCAGGCUAAUAGUACCAUGGCAUGGGGCAGCAACUGUAUUAGGCACUCCAUUUGUUGUUGCGUUUUUGAUAUAUAAAUGGCGAAGGAGGCAUUUGUCAAUGUAUGAUGCCAUUGAAGAAUUUCUUCAAAACCACAAUAACCUUAUGACAAUAAGGUACUCUUUCUCGGAAAUUAAGAAGAUGACAAAAAAUUUUAAGGAAAAAUUGGGUGAAGGAGGCUAUGGAACAGUAUUUAAAGGAACUCUUCGAAGCGGACGUCAUGUAGUUGUAAAAAUGUUAGGCAAGUCGAAAGCAAACGGACAAGAAUUUACCAAUGAAGUGGCAACCAUUGGAAGGAUUCAUCAUGUUAAUGUAGUUCAACUAAUUGGCUUUUGCUUUCAUGGAUCAAAGCGUGCUCUUGUAUACGAGUUCAUGCCACAUGGGUCUCUAAACAAAUACAUUUUUUCCUCGGAAGGAAGUAUCCUCCUAAGCUGUGAGAAAACAUAUAAUAUUGCUCUAGGGGUGGCUCGUGGAAUUGAAUAUUUACAUCGAGGAUGUGACAUGCAAAUUCUGCAUUUCGACAUCAAACCUCACAACAUCCUUCUUGACGAGAAUUUUAUCCCUAAGGUUUCUGACUUUGGCUUAGCAAAAUUGUACCCAAUAGAAAACAAUACUAUUUCUUUGACCGCUGCAAGAGGGACAUUGGGAUAUAUGGCUCCUGAGUUGUUCUACAAAAACAUUGGAAGUAUUUCAUACAAGGCAGAUGUUUAUAGUUUUGGAAUGCUCCUGAUGGAAAUGGUGGGCAAAAGAAAGAACUUGAAUGCUUUUGCAGAACAUUCAAGCCAGAUUUACUUUCCAACCUGGGUGUAUGAUCAAUUCAACAAUGAAAAAGACAUUGAAAUAGGAUAUGCCACAGAAGAAGAAAAGGAAAUGACCAUGAAGAUGAUCAUUGUUGCUUUGUGGUGUAUACAGACAAACCCUAGUAACCGUCCUUCAAUGAACAAAGUUAUAGAAAUGCUUGAAGGAGAAGUUGAACACUUACAAAUCCCUCCGAAGCCUCCCCUAUCAUCGCCAGAGAGAGUGACAAAAGAUUGUGAAAACAAUUCAAGCCAAACUUGGACGUCAACGCAAUCAGGUGAAUGUACUUAGUAAAGGAAAAGCUAGCACCCAAGUUUGAUAGGGACUACUAUCUUCUCAUGUUUGGUUGUAUAAAAGAUAUUUCAUAUUCAUAUAUAACCUGUUAUGAUAUUUCGCACACUUAACCAGUAAAUAUUUAACUUUCAUUUUGUGAA
Messenger RNA from Juglans microcarpa x Juglans regia, 1449 nucleotides. RefSeq names its product rust resistance kinase Lr10-like. Gene Ontology annotation, biological process: protein phosphorylation. Lineage: Eukaryota; Viridiplantae; Streptophyta; Magnoliopsida; Fagales; Juglandaceae. Bases 278 to 1306 code for a protein of 342 amino acids. Gene Ontology annotation, molecular function: protein kinase activity; ATP binding. The transcript has 2 exons. The record is from RefSeq and is a predicted model, not a curated record.